Oldenlandia corymbosa var. corymbosa is the source of this 1050-nucleotide messenger RNA. The record is from the annotation of a GenBank genome assembly. Lineage: Eukaryota; Viridiplantae; Streptophyta; Magnoliopsida; Gentianales; Rubiaceae.
AUGGCACCUUUCCGGAUGAUCUUCUGGAUCCUGUUAGGAGUGCAUUUCUGUAUCUCACUGAAUUGCAUCGAAUGUAGCGGCCAAAGGACGCCGAAAUUCCCUGCUAUUUUGGUGUUUGGUGACUCUGCUUUUGAUACAGGCAACAACAAUUACAUAACAACUGUAUUCAAAGCGAAUUACUUUCCGUAUGGCCUGAAUUACCCGGGCCGUGUUUCCACUGGAAGGUAUUCAGAUGGAAAACUCAUUCCUGACUUGUUAGCUUCCUCAUUCGGCAUCAAAGAAGCUGUUCCUCCUUUCCUGCAGCCCAACCUAUCAGAUCAGGAGCUCCUCACGGGCGUCUGUUUCGCAUCAGCUGGAUCAGGUUUGGAUGAUCAGACUACAGUGCUGUCCAACUCCAUCCCAAUGUCCAAGCAACCUGACUUGUUUCGGAAGUAUUUGGACAGGCUUAAUGAGAUUGUUAAACCGGAGGAGGCUCAGAGAAUAGUUCGGGAGGCUUUGGUGGUUAUCCAUGCCGGAACUGUUGAUUUCAUGUACAAUUUCUAUAUCCUGCGGAGCUUUAGAAUGGUUCAAUUCAGCCUGAGAAAUAUGCAGGAAAUAUAUGAUCUUGGAUGCCGACAUAUAGUGGUCUGUGGACUUCCUCCCAUGGGAUGCAUGCCACUGUUAAAAAGUGCCCAAUUUCAUCCGUUUUCAAGAACAUGUUUGGAAAAUGUAAAUUCAGUUGCGCAAUCUUACAAUGGGAAGCUCAAAAAUUUGCUGCAAGAAGCACAUUCAGAGCUUCCAGGAAGCAAGAUUCUUUAUGCAGAUACUUACAAUCCCUUACUACACAUGAUCCAAAACCCAACAAGAUACGGGUUCAAGGAAACUGCAAGAGGAUGCUGUGGAACUGGAACUUUUGAAGGAAACCAAUUGUGUAACAUCUUUACUCCGAUCUGUUCCAACCCAUCACAGCAUAUAUGGUGGGAUAGUAUGCAUCCAACUGAAGCUGUCUACAGACAUCUUAAUCACCAAUUUAUACCCCCACUUCAUAUGUUGAUCUCAGCAUCAGAAUGA